AUAUAUAAUAGUAAUACCUUCUUCAUAAUAAUAAUACCUUCUUCUUUAAACAUCGUUAAUUACAGUUAAUUCACAGUCAUAUUCGAUUUAUCUGACACGAUGGCACGAGUUAACCUGUAAGUAAUUGAAAAGUUGUUUCGCUGUAAACAUUUUUAAAAGAAAGUGUAUAAUUUUGUUAUAUCAAUGGAAACGGUGCCGAAAGAUUUACGUGGUCUAAGAGCAUGUUUAGUAUGCUCGUUGAUCAAGACUUUCGAUCAGUUUGAAUUUGAUGGUUGUGACAAUUGUGAUGAAUUUUUACGUAUGAAAAAUAACAAAGACAAUGUUUUUGAUUGUACGAGUUCUAAUUUCGAUGGCAUGAUUGCAGCAAUGAGUCCAGAAGAUAGUUGGGUGUGCAAAUGGCAAAGAAUUAAUCGCUUUUGUAAAGGAGUUUAUGCAAUAUCGGUAUCAGGUCGCCUUCCAGCAGGCGUUAUAAGGGAAAUGAAAAGUAGAGGUAUAGUUUAUAGACCACGAGAUACAAGUCAGAGAUGAAUAUAUAUUCUAAUAAUAAAUAUUUAUUAUAUCUAAAAUUUUUCUACCAACUUCUAUGACUAUUUAACAUGAUAAUAUAAAUGUAUAUAUAUUUUAUAAAUACGAUUAUGGUUAAAGAAUACUUAUGUACAAUACAGAAUAUUAUAGUAGAUAGAGUGUAUGUCUAACUCGAUCUAUUUUAAAUAUUUCUGUUAUUUGGCUAAUAAUAAAGUUAGAUGUA
Molecule: messenger RNA, 748 nt
Organism: Vespula vulgaris
Lineage: Eukaryota; Metazoa; Arthropoda; Insecta; Hymenoptera; Vespidae
Gene: spt4
Product: transcription elongation factor SPT4
Exons: 4
Coding region: 184-528 (114 amino acids)
Biological process (GO): positive regulation of DNA-templated transcription, elongation; chromatin organization; mRNA processing
Cellular component (GO): nucleus; DSIF complex
Molecular function (GO): RNA polymerase II complex binding; zinc ion binding
Source: RefSeq, a predicted model, not a curated record